AUGGACUUGUUUGUUGCAAAAACAAGAAAGAAAAAAAAUGAAAUCCCUGGUGAUGAAGAAAAUAAAAAAUGUUUUCGUUUUUCUCCACAAACUGCUCUGAAAUGUUGUAAAGAACAGCUGUCUAGAUUGAGCUCGUAUUAUCUUGCUUUCAGUCUCCUGUGGGUGCAAGGUCAUAAAUAG
This is a messenger RNA of Clunio marinus, 180 nucleotides long. Lineage: Eukaryota; Metazoa; Arthropoda; Insecta; Diptera; Chironomidae. The record is from the annotation of a GenBank genome assembly.